AUGUCGUCCACCAGCAACGCCUCCAUUGACAAGUUCAACGGAGACAAUUACGCAACGUGGAGCCGGUACAUGCGCGGUGUGUUUUUGACGAAGUCCGUCUGGCACGUUGUCAACCGUGAAGUGACUCCGACUUUCACCGACCCGCGAGCGUCCGAUGACUACGUCAAGGCAAGCAACGUCGCGUUUGGUAUGAUGCUGCUGCACAUGAACGCGGACUACCAUCAUGUGCUGGACAACUGCGAGGAAGCCUGGGUUGCGUGGACAAGUCUGAAGACGCUGUACGGUGGGUCGCAGAAGGCAGGACGCAUCUACCUCAAGCGACAACUUUUCAGUAUCAAGAUGGCUGAAGGCGCGAACGUCAUGCAUCACUGCAACGAGGUCCUCAACAUCUCCGCCAAGCUUAGCGGCAUCGGUGCGAAGAUGGAAGACGAAGACGUUGCAAUUUGUCUGCUACUCAGUCUUCCGAAGAGCUACGAAAAUGUGGUGCUCAACAUGGAAAUGAGCAGCACCGAGCUUCGCACUCAAGAUGUGGUGAGAGUCCUGACGAAUGAGCAUGCCAAGCGUCAAGGAGAAAAAGGGACAACGACAGCGACUACGGUGAAGGCUGAAGAUGCAAGCAAGGCAUUCAGCGCCGAGCGUGAGCCCUACCAAUGCACGUAUUGUGGCAAGGUGGGACACACGGUGGAUCGUUGCUGGACAAAGCAGAAGAACGAAGGUCGGGGAGCCCGACGCGGCGGCAAUGGUCGUGGACGCGGGGGCUAA
Peronospora matthiolae is the source of this 762-nucleotide messenger RNA. NCBI's taxonomy places the organism in Eukaryota, Oomycota, Peronosporomycetes, Peronosporales, Peronosporaceae. The record is from the annotation of a GenBank genome assembly.